CUUCCUUCUGGGCUUUCAUCUCUCUCUCCACUUUCCCUCCAACACAUUCUCUCUCUCUCUCUCUCUCUCUCUCUCUCUCUCUCUCUCAGAUGCAAUGGAGGCCUGCGGAGAAGAUGCAAGUCGUUCAUUCCAACAAGCCCUAUCUCAAAUUAAGACGGAGCCUCAAUCUCUAAAUCAAUACCACCCCUUCACCUUCUCCUCCUUCCGCACACCUCAUCCUUUCGCUUUCAUUCCUCUCUCCAACGCCUCCACUAAUUCCUCCUCCGCCCCUUUUUCUAAUUUUCCGUUGAAGCAAGCCAAUGAGAAUGGUAAUUGCAAGGCUAAUGCUAGAGCACAGGCAAUUAUUCAAAGGUGUAGCAAAGCAGAAGCAGUUGACAGUGCUGUGCUUGGACCGGAGUCUUGCACGGGUGCCAAUCCGUACAGUAAACGAAAAAUUGCACGACAUAGCAAAUCAGGGACUCAAGUUUCAAAUCCAGACCCUCCUGAUGGACUGAAUGCAGCUAUUGCUUGCCGUUAUGACAGUUCUUUAGGAUUGUUAACGAAGAAAUUCAUUAAGUUGAUUAAGGAGGCAAGUGAUGGAACCCUGGAUUUGAACAAGACAGCUGAUCUGUUGGCAGUCCAAAAGAGGAGAAUAUAUGACAUUACAAAUGUUCUUGAAGGGAUAGGAUUGAUUGAGAAAACUACAAAGAACCAUAUACGCUGGAAGGACUAUGAAAUGCUGGCACGUAGUGAGGUGGAAAAUCAGAUUAAUGCAUUGAAGGCUGAAGUUGAAAGCUUAUAUGCCGAAGAAUGCAGGCUUGAUGACUGCAUAAGGGAAAAGCAAGAUUUUUUGAGCACCUUGGAAUUUGAUGAAAAUUGUCAAAAGUCUGUCUUUUUGACAGAGGAAGAUAUCGUGAGCCUGCCUUGUUUCAAGAAUCAAACCCUUAUUGCAAUAAAAGCUCCGCAUGGUAGUUCCCUGGAAGUACCGGAUCCUGAUGAGGACAUCAGUUACCCAGAAAAGCAGUUUAGACUUAUUGUCAGAAGCACCACAGGGCCAAUUGAUGUGUAUCUGCUCAGUAAACAUGAAGGGCAAGAUGACGACGCAAAUGUUAAGCAGGCUAACUCAAGACAAAGUGUUGACAAUACAAAACUAGCUUCAGACUGCCCAAACAAUCAUACAAUGCUUUCUGAUACGUUGAGUUCAAUAGGCUCAGGGAUUCAGAAAAUUGUUUCACCAGACAUCGAUAUUGAUGAUGAUUAUUGGUUCCUAUCAGAUCAUGAAGUAAGCGCUACCGACUUGUGGGGUAUGCGAUAACCUUUAGCUGAUGCUAAUGCAGGGAGUUUUGAUUCCUCUCCCCAGUGUCAGGCAAAACCGUUUUCUUUCUUUUUUCAUUCUUUGUUACUCACAGCAAUACAAUAAACUAGAUAGAUACAAGAAGUUUGUAGUCGGUGAUGACCAUAGGCUUCUCCUUGGCAUUUUAAGUUAAAAUUCUUGUAAAUACAUACAAGAAGUUUCAUAGAACUACAAAAGCCGGUUGUAACCUAAUGUAGCUGCCAGCUGGGUUUGAUCCGAAGCAUUCUGCAGUUCUUCCCCUUAAACUAGGCUAGAGACUUAGAGUGGGAUUUUCCCCUGUAAAAAUUUACAGCUUCAUAUGAGUACUGAGUUCUUUUUUCCCUUA
This is a messenger RNA of Rhododendron vialii, 1658 nucleotides long. Its product is annotated as transcription factor E2FC-like. NCBI's taxonomy places the organism in Eukaryota, Viridiplantae, Streptophyta, Magnoliopsida, Ericales, Ericaceae. Gene Ontology annotation, biological process: regulation of transcription by RNA polymerase II. Gene Ontology annotation, cellular component: RNA polymerase II transcription regulator complex. Gene Ontology annotation, molecular function: DNA-binding transcription factor activity, RNA polymerase II-specific; protein dimerization activity; RNA polymerase II cis-regulatory region sequence-specific DNA binding. Bases 95 to 1294 code for a protein of 399 amino acids. The transcript has 13 exons. The record is from RefSeq and is a predicted model, not a curated record.